AUGGUAUCCCCCUUUACCAAUGAAGAAAGAGAGGCACAGAGAGCACAUAGUACUCUCCACACUUCAUUUCCUCGACUCCCUCUCUUCACCCCUCUCCUUCCUGUACCUCAGGGCCCAGGCUCCUCUCAUCCCUCCGUGCCCUCCUUCCUGACACCUCCUUCUCCCCCAUCUAGGGCUUCACCGCUGCCUGCUCACCUGCCCUCCCUCUCUCUCUCUCUCCUUCAGUCCUCCCCGCCCUCAGCCUUUCUUCCUCUCCCCCUUCUCCCCCUCCUUCCUCCUGAUUCCCUCACCCCCCUCACCCUCUUUGCUUUCUUCCCACCGGUUGAUCUGGGGCAGCCAUAUCCAGGGAAAGCCACGGGGCUUCGAGGGAGAAAAGGGACCAUGACGCCUCAUGAGCAGAAUCCAAGCCCAAGACCUAAGGGUCCUAAAAUGAGUAAAAGGAAGAUGAAGAGAAAAAAAAGAGAGAUGGAGGACCUGAAGAAGGAAGUGGUCAUGGAUGAUCACAAAUUAACCUUGGACGAGCUGAGCACCAAAUAUUCUGUGGACCUAACCAAGGGCCAUAGCCCUGAAGAGGCACAGGAAAUCCUGGCUCGAGAUGGACCCAAUACACUUAGCCCACCCCCUACCACUCCAGAAUGGGUUAAAUUCUGUAAACAACUGUUUGGCGGCUUUUCCCUCCUACUGUGGACUGGUGCCAGUCUCUGCUUCGUGGCCUAUGGCAUCCAGUUAUACUUCCAUGAGGACCCUACCAAAGACAAUCUGUACCUCGGCAUUGUACUAACAGUCAUGGUUAUCAUCACCGGCUGCUUCUCCUAUUAUCAGGAGGCCAAGAGCUCCAAGAUCAUGGAAUCUUUUAAGAGCAUGGUACCUCAGCAAGCUCUGGUAAUCCAAGGUGGAGAGAAGAUUCAGGUCCCUGUACAAGACGUGGUGGUAGGAGACCUGGUAGAAGUGAAGAGGGGAGACCGGAUCCCUGCUGACAUCCGGCUUAUCUCUUCACAAGGAUGUAAGGUGGACAGCUCAUCCUUGACAGGGGAGUCAGAGCCCCAAUCCCGCUCCUCUGAUUUCACCAAUGAGAACCCUCUGGAGACCCAAAAUAUCUGCUUCUUCUCCACCAACUGUGUGGAAGGGGCAGCCCGGGGCAUCGUGAUUGCUACAGGAGACUCCACGGUGAUGGGCCGAAUUGCCUUGCUGGCCUCCGGCCUGGCAGUGGGCCAGACCCCACUGCAGGUGGAGAUCGAACACUUCAUCCAUCUGAUCCCGGCAGCGGCCGUCUUCCUUGGUGUCACUUUCUUUGGGCUCUCAGUUAUCUUGGGCUACACCUGGCUGGAGGCUGUUGUUUUUCUUAUUGGCAUCAUUGUGGCCAACGUGCCUGAGGGGCUGCUGGCCACCGUCACUGUGUGCCUGACCCUGACAGCCAAGCGCAUGGCUCGGAAGAACUGCCUGGUGAAGAACCUGGAGGCGGUGGAGACGCUGGGCUCCGCCUCCACCAUCUGCUCCGACAAGACGGGCACCCUCACCCAGAACCGCAUGACCGUCGCCCACCUGUGGUUCGACAGGACCAUCUAUGAGGCUGACGCCAGCGAAGAACAGACUGGGAAUUCAUUUGCCGAGGGCUCUGAUACCUGGUUUAUCCUGGCCCGAAUCUCUGGCCUCUGCAACCGGGCUGAUUUUAAGGCUAAUCAGGAGUACCUUCCCAUAGCUAAGCGGGCAACAGCAGGGGAUGCUUCUGAGUCAGCCCUCCUCAAGUUCAUGGAGCAGUCUUACAGCUCUGUGAAGGAGAUGAGAGAGAAAAGCCCCAAGGUGGCAGAAAUUCCCUUUAAUUCUACCAACAAGUACCAGAUGUCCAUCCACCUUUGGGAGGACGGCUCCCAGACCCACAUACUGAUGAUAAAGGGGGCGCCUGAGAGGAUCUUGGAGUUUUGCUCUACUUACCUUCUGAAAGGGCAGGAGUGCCCAAUGGAUGAUGAAAUGAAGGAAGCCUUCCAGAAUGCCUACUUGGAACUGGGAGGUCUGGGGGAAUGCGUGCUAGGGUUCUGCUCCUUGAAUCUGCCGAACACUUACUCCAAGGGAUUCAGGUUUAACACCGAUGAAAUCAAUUUUCCCAUGGAUAUUUGUUUCAUGGGGCUCAUCUCCAUGAUUGACCCUCCCAAAGCUGCAGUGCCUGAUGCCUUGGGCAAGUGUCGGAGUGCGGGGAUUAAGAUAAACACUGGAGUGAUUAUGGUAACAAGGGAUCAUCCCAUUACAGCCAAGGCCAUUGCCAAGGGUGUGGGCAUCAUCUCAGAAGGCACCAAGACAGCAGAGGACAUUGCUGCCCGGCUCAAGAUCCCUGUCAGCCAGGUCAAUGCCAGGGAUGUCAAAGCCAUUGUGAUGCACGGCUCAGAACUAAAAAAUAUCAACUCAGAGCAGCUUGAUGAGAUCCUCCAAAACCACACUGAGAUUGUGUUUGCUCAGAUCUCCGCCCAGCAGAAGCUCAUCAUUGUAGAGGGAUGUCAGAGGCUGGGAGCCAUUGUGGCGGUGACAGGGGACGGGGUGAACGGCUCCCCCGCGCUGAAGCAGGUGGACAUCGGCAUUGCCAUGGGUAUCGCUGGCUCUGACGUGUCUAAGCAGGCAGCCGACAUGAUCCUGCUGAACGACAACUUUGCCUCCAUCGUCACGGGUGUGGAGGAGGGCUGCCUGAUCUUUGACAACCUGAAGAAAUCCAUCGCCUACACCCUGACCAGCAACAUCCCCGAGAUCACCCCCUUCCUGCUGUUCAUCAUCCUCGGUAUCCCCCUUCCUCUGGGCACCAUAACCGUCCUCUGCAUUGACCUGGGCACUGACAUGGUCCCUGCUAUCUCCUUGGCUUAUGAGUCAGCUCAAAGUGACAUCAUGAAGAGGGCUCCACGGAAUCCAAAGACUGAUAAGCUGGUGAAUGACCAUCUCACUGGCAUGGCCUACGGACAGAUUGGGAUGAUCCAGGCUCUGGCAGGAUUCUUCACCUACUUUGUGAUCUUGGCUGAGAAUGGUUUUAAACCUACUGAUCUGCUGGGCAUCCUCAUCAGCUGGGAAAAUUGAUACCUCAAUGACCUGGAGGACAGUUAUGGACAACAGUGGACCUAUAAGCAGCGCAAGGUGUUGGAGUUCACAUGCCAAAUGGCCUUCUUUGUCAGCAUCGUGGUUGUGCAGUGGGCUGACCUCAUCAUCUGCAAGACCCGCAGAAAUUCUGUCUUCCAGCAGGGCAUGACAAACAAGAUCCUAAUAUUUGGGAUCCUGGAGGAGAUGUUCCUGGCUGCUUUUCUGUCCUACACUCCAGGCAUGGACGUGGCCCUACGAAUGUACCCACUCAAGAUAACCUGGUGGCUCUGUGCCACUGCCUACAGUGUCCUCACCUUUGUCUAUGAUGAAAUCAGAAAACUCAUCAUCCGUCGUCAUCCUGGCGGCUGGCUGGAGAAGGAGACCUACUACUAAACUCAACAGAGGAAGAUCUUCACAUGACAUCAGGGUGUCCUGAGUGCCAGGUGGGGGAGGGUUGGGGUAAUGAGUUUGGGAAAACAUCUGAGAGUGCACAUUAGUUGGGGCAGGGAGAUGCCAGGAGGAAGAACCUUGGAUGAGAGAGACAGGUGAUCCUAGGGCUGGGUUGAGGGCACCAUGGAUAGGAGAUGAGCUGGGUUGAGGGGAGCCCAGCCUGCAUCUGACUGGAGCCCAGCAGGGGGCUCAGUAGCCAGUCAAGAGAGUAAAUGUUUGCAACAGCCCUUAGCUCCUGGAUGUGUCGCAUCUGAUUUUUGGAGAAUGGGGAUUACUGUGACGCUCUCUCCCUAGAUCUUCAUGGGAGCCAGACAGGGGAAGUCUUUCAGGGACCAGAGUGGAGGCUGGGAAGGGAUCAGAAUCAAGCAUCCUUUCCCCUUGAGGGCUACCCCCUCAAAGUCACUCUCCAACCCGACAGAGAGCAAGGACAGGACAAGUCCUGGGAUCAGAGAAACAGAGGAGGUGAGAGAGGAGCAGGGGAGCCGCACCUUACAGAGGGGCCACAGCACCCACUCAGUCCCUCAGAUCAACUUACAGACUCAUAGACUUUUCAUGCUAGACCUUAUUUCAUCAUGAAGAACCUGAGGUCCAGAGAGGUUAAAUGACUUGGAAGGGGCCAUGUGGUGAGUGGUGAAUGUGGAGCCACUGCCCCGCCUCUGAGGAAGGGAUUGGUGUUCCCGUAGCCCCAGUCAUUAGGGCAUCUCGACCCCAUCCCAGCCCUCAGCUGUUUUCUCUGGCGUAACCUUGAAAUAGAGGCUGGAACAACGCUGAAUGGAUCCCUGCAGACUUUACUCUAGGCAAAGCACCCGCCCCCUCAUGCCCCAGCUCCACACAGGUGACGGAUGUUCCCCAAAGCCUGGCCUCCAAGCCUGGGCCCAGCACUUGCUGCGUCUCAGGCACGUGAGGAGUCCUGGGGAGCUUUUCUCUUCUGCCCACCCUUGGCGGCAGCUCUUCCUUCCUCCUCACCCACUCGCUGGCUUUUGCUCUGUGAGCUGGUCCACUUUUCCCUGUGGGUCGGUUCACUCUCAGGCUUCUUUUGGAGGAGAGGGUUGGCUGUGCUGAACAGCAUACAGAGAGAGAGAAAUGCUGAGAAAAGCUGGUGGAAAUCGUAGACUGUCACCAAAAACAAAGCACAUGUGUUAAGUGACUGCACAAUCUGUCUGGCGGUAGACAAAGGCCUUACUCACACCAUCCAUUAAUCCAUAUAACAAAUACAUUCUUACCACCCCACCCGGUUUUAUAGAUGUGGAAACCAAGGUCUGUCUGAUUGCAGAACGUGUGCCCUCAACCACUUUUCAGGCUAGUCUUAUGAUGAAGGCUGGGCCAAAAAUAUACAAAUGCAAAAGAAAAAACAGGAUAGUGAUAGAGGAAGGGCCGUGGAUGAGUCUGGAGGAUGAGAGGCCAUGGACUAGCAAAGGGAAGGCUGUCGUAAGGUACAUCAGCCACUCUCCCCCUACAUCGGGCCCUCCUCAGAGGUCUCUCUCCCACCUGCUUCCCUCCCUCCUCCAACACAAGGUCUCCUAGAGACAGGGCUGUAUCAGUCUGGGGUCCUUCCCCGAUGCUGACAGGGCUGAACCAGACCCUGGAGGAUGGAGGGGCCAGGGUGUGUGAGUGUGUGAGGUGGGGAGGGGGAGCAUGGAGGGACCAGCUCCUCAAGUUUCAGUAGCAGGAGCUUUGGGUGUCUGGUGGGUUAAAAAUACAGAGGCCCCAACUUAGGGUCAUUUGAUAUCGGUGGUUGAGCCUGAAGGCAGGGGCCUAGAGGGAAGGAUUUGAAUAGAAAGUAUAGAGCAAAGUAUGGGAGAGGAGGACAGGGAGGAGGGGAGGAGUGCAGCUGCUGGAAAGGAUCCGGGUGGCUCUGGAGAGCCAGGGCCAAGGAGAGGGAGCAGGAUGGGAUGAAACAGCCUGGUAGCUGCAGAAGAAGAGAGGGAAUGGAGCAGGCCUGGCUCACCAUUUCGUCCCAUCUCACACCCUGGGGGUACGAAAGGUCAGAUUCAGGAUGGAAUGGGUCUAAGGUCCCAAUGUCUCUGUCCCAGUGUCCCCCUCCUCCAGAGCACAGCAGAAGAAGUUGGGGCUGGACAUCAUCUAGGUCAUGUACGUCCGGGUGGCUCCACCUGUCUCUCCUGCUGUCUUUGCUCUGGUCAUGGGGCUGUGGGCACGUUGGUCGCUCUCUUGAGAUGGGUUCUGAGGUCUCUCCAGCUCUGGCAUGCCCUGCCUAGCUACCUCUGGCCUCUCCUGCGCCCAUGACAGCUGUCUCUCUUGGACUCACUCCUGCCACGUUCUUGAGAUUUUCCCUGGCCUUCCUUGCUUAGCUGUGUAAGGUCUGCCCUGUGGGAGUGAGGAAAGGUCAUUCCUCUAACAUAACUUCAUGGUGCAAAACACCCUCUGUGCCUCCAACAUCAGAGACACCUCAGGGUGGGCAUGGGGGCUUCUGACUUUGAUCUAGCCUCUCUCUGGUCUCCCUCAUGCCUCAGCUUACCUGUGCAUGAGCCCUGGAGGGCCGUGAAGAGGGUCCUUGAAGGUACCCAGAGCUGAGCCCAUCCACUCCGCCCUCACCCCCAAGCUGGGAUCCAGGAAGUUAGAGCCCCCCCCCGCACCAGCUCUGCUUUGGCUCUCAGUGCACAGAAUUAAGCAGCAUCCUUGGUUCGGGGCACAGGGCUCUACCUCUUCAUGUUUCCCAGUGUUAAUUUUUUUCUCCUACCGUUGAUACCUGAUCCUUUUUUGUCUUGUCAAAGACGUAGGAAUGAAUAGUCACAAUUC
Molecule: messenger RNA, 6261 nt
Organism: Kogia breviceps (pygmy sperm whale)
Lineage: Eukaryota; Metazoa; Chordata; Mammalia; Artiodactyla; Physeteridae
Source: RefSeq, a predicted model, not a curated record